Molecule: messenger RNA, 641 nt
Organism: Musa acuminata AAA Group (dessert banana)
Lineage: Eukaryota; Viridiplantae; Streptophyta; Magnoliopsida; Zingiberales; Musaceae
Product: protein PLANT CADMIUM RESISTANCE 8-like
Exons: 4
Coding region: 1-561 (186 amino acids)
Source: RefSeq, a predicted model, not a curated record
AUGGUGGAGGUCAGCAGCGACGGCACGCAAUCGGACACCUCCCCGGCUGUUACUAUUCCGCCGGUCAUCGGUCGUGAACUGGUGCCUUCCUCUACGCCGGGGUCUCAUGCACCUGACGAACCUCCGAGCCAGGAAGAGCAAAAACUCAUUGGCAGGCCGUGGACGACGGCACUCUUCGACUGUGGAGACAACCAAACCAAUGCUGUGUUGACUGCCUUCUGCCCAUGUGUAACUUUUGGACAAAUUGCAGAGAUCUUGGAUGAAGGCCAAACCAGCUGCACCCUGGGGAGCUUCAUGUACAUCCUGCUGGUUCCUGCUCUCUGCACCUGUUGGAUUCUCGGUGCCUACUACCGGCAACAGCUGAGGAAGAAGUACAACUUGAUCUCUUCCCCAGCUCAUGAUCGCACUCUCCAUCUCUUCUGCCCUUGCUGCUCUCUGUGCCAGGAGUUCAGAGAGCUCCACAACAGAGGACUUGACCCUUCUCAGGGAUGGCUGGGUUACCUUGCUAAACAGCAGGAAACAAGGACUCUUCCUCCAGAUGGGCAAUCCAUGGACAAGUAAGCAAGUUCUUCCAUGGGAGGGAGUGUGCUCGUUAUAUAUCUUUCAUUUUUUGUUUGGAAAUGGGAAGCUUGUUUAGAAUA